Molecule: messenger RNA, 2511 nt
Organism: Drosophila rhopaloa
Lineage: Eukaryota; Metazoa; Arthropoda; Insecta; Diptera; Drosophilidae
Product: chemotaxis regulatory protein ChePep-like
Exons: 4
Coding region: 200-2497 (765 amino acids)
Source: RefSeq, a predicted model, not a curated record
UCUACCUGAAGCUAUGUUAUUUUUAAGCAUGGAAAUACAGAAUAUUUCAUUUCUGUAACAGCGUAUGGCUGUAUUAUUCUAAAUAGUGUUCACAUAUACAUUUAUACAUUUAUAUAUCCGAUAUAUUAAUAAUUUUCUUGUUAUCAAAUUUGGAAUUGUUUUGGCGAUAUAUCGCAAUUGCUCAAAUGUUUCGCAUUAAAUGCGUCUUCCAACACUGUCCAAAAAGUCGAUUGACCUGCUAAUCGGAAAACGCGCAAACUUACGAAGUCAAAAGACGUCAAACGAAAAAAUGGAAAAGUAUCCGCUCGCUAGAGAACUUCUCGGCCAAGAUGGCCAAAACGAUGAGAAAAUGGCACAAAUUGAGGAAGAGAUCAUGAUAAAAAACAAAUUGAACGCCGAAGGAGAGGUGAUUCGCCCGAAAUUGGAGGAGCUGAUGUUUGACACCACUCUGAUCAAACAGGGAGGCGCCAUUGUGGAGGAGAUUACGGCCCAGAUGGAGAAGAUGGAUACCACCACGAAUAGCUGCCUGUUUGAUGCCAUGCAAAUCGAGCACUUGCUCGAGGAGGUCGGGUUGCAGGACAUCCUGCGCUACAAGGUUCAGCAACAGGAGCAGAACACCCAGCGCCAACUGGCAAUCCUCGAGGAGCAGAUAGUCGAGGAGGAGAAGCAGAAGACCAUCCUCGAGUCACGCGAUAUCGUUCAUGAAUAUCGCUUGGUAAAGACCUCAAGAAAUGAAGCCGAGAAUAAGCUAACUCCAUUUAAACAAGAAUUAGACCAGUUAAAUCGCCAGGCCAUAACGUCGUUUAAAGAUUUGGAAGAACUUCGUAACAAAAAGAUAAUCGCUGUUGUACAGAUCAGCAAGGAUAUCGGUAAAAUACAGUCAAAUAUAAAACCAAGUGAUAAUGCUACAAUCGAUAAAAAUCAAAAUCACAUUAAUCAAGAGAAUAUUGUUGCCAAGAAAGUAACAAAAACCGUUGGUCCAACAUCGUUGCAACAGACUCAAGUAAAACCAUCUAAUGGCAGCGGUUCAUUAUUUCAGUCAUCUAAGGACUUUCUCAAAAACUUUCUGUUGAGCAAGCCCACAAAGGCUGGCGAUGAGAGCGACGAUAGCAACGCAGGUACAAAUCAAAAAAAGAAGACGCCGCUGCGAUCCAUUUUUGUCCAUCGUAAGAAAGAGGCGUCUGUUUUCUCUACUAAAUCGCCAUCAAAAAAAGUUCGAUUUGCUCCUGAUCCGGAACUAAGCCAAAUUUUUGAGUUCGAAGUAGAAAAGCAGGAUUCGGGUUCAGAUUUAAAGGAAUCAGAAAAACCUAAAGAAGAAUCAGUGGAGAAACGAGAAGAAUCAGAAGAGGAAACAGAAGAAUUAGACGAGAAACCGGAAGAAUCAGAGGAUGAAGAAUUAGUGGAGGAACUAGAAGAACCUCAGGAGGAGGCAAAUACAGAAUCAGAAGAGGAAACGAAGACAUCAGACGAAGAUGAGGAGCAACCAGAAGAUGGUUCAGAGAACGAAGUGGAGGAAACUGAGUCAUCAGUCGAGGAAUUUAAUGAGGAGAAACCAGAAGAUGGUUCAGAGAACGAUGUGGAGGAAACUGAGUCAUCAGUCGAGGAAUUUAAUGAGGAGCAACCAGAAGAUGGUUCAGAGAACCAAAUGGAGGCAUCACAGAAAGAAUUUGAUGAAGAGGAACCAGCUGAAUUUGAGGAGCAAUCAGACGAGGGAUCAGAAAACGACAUCCAAAACCUGGAAAAAUCGAAAGCAAAAUUGGACGAAAUUGAGUUGGAUGUAUCGGAUCCAGAACUAGACGGAUCUGUUGAGAAAUCGGGAUCCGAAAGUCAGGAUUCCGGAUCAGACGAAGAAUUUGAUGAGGAGCAACCAGAAGAUGGUUCAGAUAACGAAGUGGAAGAAACCGAAGCAAAAUUGACCAAAAUUGAGUUGGAUCCAAAAAUGGACGGAUCUAAUGAGAAACCGGGAUCCGAAAGUCCGGAUUCUGGAUCGGACGAUGAGACAUCGGGAGGGCAAGAAUCAGGCGAGGAGGAGAAAGACAAGGCAACCACAAAAAUGGAUAAGGUGGCAAAACCCAAUCUAGAGGGGCAGAAAACAAUUAACACGGGGACGAAGCAGAAGUCAUCCAUCAAGAGCGAGAAUAACCUGAGCUUUAUCCCCGAAACUCCGCAGAUAAUCAGUGUGGAGCGUAUUUCAGCACCUAAAUAUUCAACUUCAAAGGCAAGCGACGACUUGCCCAGCACCUCAACCGGCACUCGCAACCGCUAUACAAAACAUACCAUAGUUGUCGACGAGGAUAAACCAGUGGCGCUGGACAACCAGAAAUUCCCCAUGACCCAACCUCUGCCUAUGCACUUCAAGCACCCAUCGACCAUUUUCGAAAGCAAUGAUGACCAAUCUCUAAAUUUCAACUCUCCCAAUAACGAUCUCAACGAUGAUUUCCUCCUGAAUUUCAGUGAUGAUAAUGCUUCGCUUACUGGGAAUUCAUACAUCUUGUAAUUAAAUAAUUUUUG